This is a messenger RNA of Mercenaria mercenaria, 3551 nucleotides long. Its product is annotated as receptor-type tyrosine-protein phosphatase epsilon-like. NCBI's taxonomy places the organism in Eukaryota, Metazoa, Mollusca, Bivalvia, Venerida, Veneridae. Gene Ontology annotation, biological process: protein dephosphorylation. The coding region runs from base 140 to 3379 and encodes 1079 amino acids. The transcript is spliced from 27 exons. Gene Ontology annotation, molecular function: protein tyrosine phosphatase activity. The record is from RefSeq and is a predicted model, not a curated record.
UUGUUUUCUUUAGUUAGACUUUAUCCUGAUUAUGUUAAAUGUAGGUGGCAUGUCAAUUUUUCAGCUUUAGUUGGUGAAUGAAGACGCCCAGGUGUCCCGCAGGGCAGUAUUUCAGACAAGAGUGAACACUUGGACUGCCAUGAAGAACGCAUUUCUUAUAGCAAGCUUUCUAACUACAAAUUUGAUCUCUACGCUGGCCUCGGAAAGUAAAAGAGCAUGUGAAGAUUACCGCUUUGAGCCGGACUGUACGCCUUGUUUCUGCCAAGGACUUCCUUGUGAUAAAAAAACAGGCGCUUGUCCUACUGAUUGCCAACCUGGUUGGCAUGGCAUGUCGUGUAAUAUAUCAUGUGAACCUGGAAAGUUUGGUACAAAUUGUUCGGGGGAAUGUCGCUGUCUGAAUUCGUCAUCAUGUGAUAAACGUACCGGUGCAUGUGGUGAUGGAAAUUGUUUGUUUGGAUGGAAAGGAAAAUAUUGUAAUAUAAGUGCGAUAGUGUCCGAAGGGAAGUCGGUAAAGAUGAGCACUCAGUUUUCAAAUUGGAACGCAGAAAGAGCAGUUGAUGGGAAUAAAAGAACGGCAGCAUCACCUUGCAAAUGUUGUGCUUCUACUAAAUAUACAAAUUCACCAUGGUUUCAAAUUGACUUAGGAAAGCUAUUUAGAAUCGCUUAUAUAAUUAUUUAUGGACGAACUGAUUAUAAAAAGAAAUUGCAAAGUUUCAAAGGUCUAAAUAUUUAUGCGACGAAGCAUGAUCGAAGUAUCGGAGAACCGAUAUUUUCCUUCUCCGAGAUCAAAUAUUUCCUGAAUAUAACAUUGAAAACUCCAGUCAUCACGCAGUACAUCACAUUAAAACAAACGGGAAGAAAACGCAUGGUUAUUUGCGAACUUCAGCUACUGGAAGGAGAAUGUGCAGAUGGACAGUUUGGCAUUGGGUGCAAUGAAACUUGCGGACAUUGUAUAAACGGAACAACAUGUGACAAAGUACACGGAAAUUGUCUCAGCUGUAAUCCAGGCUACCAUGGACAACUUUGUACAGCAUCAUGUAGUAACGGCACUUAUGGCUUGAAUUGUUCUUCAUAUUGUGAUAACUGUCAAGACAACGAAUGUGAUCAUGUGACAGGGCAGUGUGUGCAUGGCUGUAACCCUGGAUACAGUGGUCUUAUAUGUAACACAUCAUGUGGAUAUGGGAGCUAUGGAAUUAACUGUAGUCAGCGUUGUGGAUCCUGUGCCAAUAACCAAACGUGUAACAACACAAACGGACAUUGUGAUACAGGAUGUUUGGAAGGAUUUAUAGAACCGCUGUGUUUAACUCGAAACGAAGAACUAGUGCAAGAUGAAAAUUCAAGUCAGAUGUUAGGUUCAGCAGUCGGAAUUCCCAUGGGUUUAGCUUUUGUUGUACUGGCUGUGGUGAUAGUUACAAUUGUCAUUCUUCGAAAAAGGAGACAAAAGCGCAUUCCUGGUAAAGAUGAUGAUGUCAUCGAGGCUGACAAUACAAAGGUCAAAAAUAAAGACGAUCUACCAAGCAUUCCAAAUAAAGACCCGGAACUUGUUCAGAGAACGGUAACUUUUGCUAAUGUAGCACUUGAAGAGAUUGAAUAUUAUGAUUUCGCUCCUAGAAAGGAAGAUAUCAAGAUACAUCAAAUAUGGGAUUACGUACAUGAUGGAAUGGCAGAUAACUGUAAACAAUUUUACAAAGAAUUUGAAGGUUUCAAGAAAGGCCUGCAAUGUGAGUGCAAAUGUGCCAAAGAAUCGCAGAACAAACUGAAAAAUAGAUAUCAAGAAGUCUAUGCUUAUGAUGAAAAUCGUGUUUGUUUGAAGCCAAGUGAUCCGUCUGAAGGUGAUUAUAUCAACGCGUCCUUUAUUGAUGGAUACGAGAAACUUGAAAAAUUUAUUGCCUCUCAAGGUCCCACAAAAGAAAUGAUUGAUGAUUUUUGGAGGAUGAUUUGGCAACAACGCUGCACAGAUAUUGUCAUGUUGACCAAUAUAUUUGAACUCGGUGUGCAAAAAUGUCUUCAAUAUUGGCCAAGGAAUGAUGAAUCCAUUUCAUUUGGGAAUAUUGCGGUGAAGCUUCUCAAAGAAGAAAAGUCCAGUGACUUUGUGAUUAGAAAUCUGGAAAUUAAUCACAAAGGCGAUGAAACCCGAAUAGUAAAACAGUAUCACUUUACAUCUUGGCCUGAUAAAACAACACCAGAUACAGCUUGGAGCCUUGUCAACUUCUGGAGAAUUGUCAGAGAGGGAACAAUAGAUGCAAAAUAUCCAAUAGUGGUACAUUGCAGUGCAGGAAUAGGACGUACCGGGACAUUUAUUGCCCUGGACAACCUGUAUAAUCAAGCUGUUACUGAAGGAAGCAUCAGACCAGCACAGAUGGUAGAAACGUUGCGAAGACAGAGAACUUACAUGGUACAAACAAAGGAGCAGUAUGUAUACCUACACGAGGCUGUAUCAGAAGCACUAUUAUUUGGAACUCAUUUUGUAAAGACAGACCAGUUUGAACACAUGUAUUAUUAUUUGUUAGAGAAACAAAUGGAAAGUGAAAAAACAAAUCUAGAGAUUCAGUUUGACCUCAUUGAAUCGAGUCUGAAUGACAGUGAACCAAUGGUGAACAGUACACCAUCAGAAAGUAAUGCAGCUGAUGACAUCGGAAAGAAUAUACCAGCGGAAUCUGAGGCAGUGUAUACCAACGUUAGUGAAACAUUAAGCAUUAAGCCGAACAACCAAACAAACGAAGGAACAAAGCUGCAUAAAUUAUAUCUUAUAAACAAUCAGGGAAAACAAAAGCUUCUUGUGAAAACAGUUCCAACUGAUUCAAACAUGACUGAAGUCUUUCUAAAUUUAAUAUUAUCUUCGAAUGUGACAACAGUCCUACAGUUACAGUGUUUUUACAUUCAGGAAGGCGCUCCUGGUUUAAUCACUGACAUGAACGUGGGUCACUUCGAUGUUAAAAUUUCCAACCAGACAAAGUUAGAAAACUGGACGCGGAAAGAAUUAUCAAUUAUGAACACUGAGCAGAGCGACAUAGAAGUAGCAAGAAAUAUACAGCAGUACGAAUAUUUUGACUGGAAGAAUGUAGAAAACACACCGAGAAAUGUGCUGUCAUUACUAUGCCUUUUGUCAGAUAUACACUCGAAGCAGCAUCAAAAUUGUGAUGGGGAAACAAUUUUAUUGGCUGAUAGCGGUUCCAGCAGAUGUGGAGUAGUGUGUGUUAUUCAGAAUGAACUAGCACGUAUGAGUAAAGAAGGCAAUGUGAACAUAAUAGAUUCGGUGAAAAACAUUCGCCAUCUGGACAGAGAUUCUGUGUCGACUUUGGAGCAGUACAGAUUCUGCUAUGAAGCUAUUCUUAGUACUAUACAGCAGAAUGAUAUUUAUCAAAAUGUGUUCUUAUAACAGGUGUUUAAUAUGUUAGAAAUUCUUUGUAUCUCAUACUUUCUAUGUAUGUAAAUAGAGACCAGUUUCAGGUCGAACUAUUCUUCUGCUGGUGCACAUAAUGUGUAUUUUUAAUCUGAUGUUCACAUUUGAAGACAUUUUUGUGUAAUAAUAGAAUACAAACAGAUUUACA